Molecule: messenger RNA, 2117 nt
Organism: Diceros bicornis minor
Lineage: Eukaryota; Metazoa; Chordata; Mammalia; Perissodactyla; Rhinocerotidae
Gene: CRELD1
Product: cysteine rich with EGF like domains 1
Exons: 10
Coding region: 402-1700 (432 amino acids)
Molecular function (GO): calcium ion binding
Source: RefSeq, a predicted model, not a curated record
CGCGUGCAGGCCCCGAACCUGACCCCUUCUCUUCAUAUCCGGAUCCGGGCUCCUCCCCACAAGACCGCCCCUGCGGCCUCUUCUCCCCAAUACUUGGAGUCUGACCCACCCUCCCUAAUUCCGCUAAUCAGACCCCUAAUAACCUAUAUUCAGACCCUGAAACAGUAAGCUGACCACUGUCACCUGGCAGAGGAUCUGGGCCACCUCCUCCACGGUGACGAGGAUACAUUAUUCCCGUCCUGGCAUUGCAGAAUAGGCUGCCUUCCGACCAUCACCCCUCCCCCAGCCGUGCCCCAGUCUAGCCUCCUUUUCUAAUAAUACAGAUCUGGGCUCCCAGACCCGCCGCACCUCAGAACCGAUCCUUUUCUUUCUCGCCUGGCUCCUCCAGCGAAACCCACCGCAUGCCCUCUAUCUACAGGUCUCCAGCCUGGGAAAAGAUGGCCCCGUGGCCCCAGAGGGGCCUGGUCCCACCUCUGCUCUGGGGCCUGAGCGUCUUCCUCAGCCUCCCAGGCCCCGUCUGGCUCCAGCCGUCUCCGCCUCCCCAGUCUUCUUCCCCCACUGAGCCCCAUCCGUGUCAUACCUGCCGGGGACUAGUCGACAGCUUCAACAAGGGCCUGGAGAGAACCAUCCGGGACAACUUUGGAGGUGGAAACACUGCCUGGGAGGAAGAAAAGUUGUCCAAAUACAAAGACAGUGAGACCCGCCUGGUAGAGGUGCUUGAGAGUGUGUGCAGCAAGUCGGAUUUCGAGUGCCAUCGCCUGCUGGAGCUGAGUGAGGAGCUGGUGGAGAGCUGGUGGUUUCACAAGCAACAGGAAGCCCCAGACCUCUUCCAGUGGCUCUGCUCAGAUUCCCUGAAACUCUGCUGCCCCUCAGGCACCUUCGGGCCCUCCUGCCUUCCCUGUCCUGGGGGCGCAGAGAGGCCCUGCGGUGGCUACGGGCAGUGUGAAGGGGAAGGGACUCGAGGGGGCAGCGGGCAUUGUGACUGCCAGGCUGGCUACGGGGGAGAGGCCUGUGGCCAGUGCGGCCUCGGCUACUUUGAGGUGGAGCGCAAUGCCAGCCAUCUGGUAUGUUCGGCUUGUUUUGGCCCCUGUGCCCGCUGCUCAGGACCUGAGGAAUCAAACUGUUUACAGUGCAAAAAGGGCUGGGCCCUGCAUCACCUCAAGUGUGUAGACAUCGAUGAGUGUGGCACAGAGCGAGCCAGCUGUGGAGCUGACCAGUUCUGCGUGAACACGGAGGGCUCCUACGAAUGCCGAGAUUGUGCCAAGGCCUGUCUGGGCUGCAUGGGUGCAGGGCCCGGCCGCUGUAAGAAGUGUAGCCCUGGCUACCAGCAGGUGGGCUCCAAGUGUCUCGAUGUGGAUGAGUGUGAGCCCGAGGUGUGUCCGGGAGAGAACCAGCAGUGUGAGAACACCGAGGGCAGUUACCGCUGCAUCUGUGCCCAGGGCUACAAACAGAUUGAGAGCGUCUGUGUGAAGGAACAGAUCCCAGAGUCGGCAGGCUUCUUCUCGGAGAUGACAGAGGACGAGCUGGUGGUGCUGCAGCAGAUGUUCUUUGGGGUCAUCAUCUGUGCGCUGGCCACACUGGCCGCGAAGGGCGACUUGGUCUUCACUGCCAUCUUCAUCGGGGCUGUGGCGGCCAUGACUGGCUACUGGUUGUCAGAGCGCAGUGACCGUGUGCUGGAGGGCUUCAUCAAGGGCAGAUAAUCCUGCCACACCCAGGCUGCCCCCGAGAUGGGGCCUCUCUCUUGCCUGGACACUUGGGAUAGCUUGCUUUAUUGUUGAUAGAGGGGUAAGCAUCCCCACCCACCUUCCGGAGCAGCCCAGGCACCAGGCCUGGGCAGGUGAGGCCCCUGGGGUGAGAAAGGAGCCCUAAAGGUGGAUGCCAUGAGAUCUAGGCCUGGGGGCACUGGGCAGGCUUCACAAUGUGUGUGAAUUUUUAAAAAGAAAGGUGUCUUUUCUUUGGCCCCUGCCCAGGAUGAGGGGGUCCCUGCAGGGGUGGGCCCAUUACAGCCCCCUCCUGCCAGCUGCAUGCUGCCAGCUCCUAUUCUGUACUCACCCCCACCCCUCAGCCACUGAUUUAUUUAUUCAUCUCAGGAAAUAAAGGUCUUGGAAAAUGGAGAA